Messenger RNA from Theobroma cacao (cacao), 1162 nucleotides. RefSeq lists its product as uncharacterized. NCBI's taxonomy places the organism in Eukaryota, Viridiplantae, Streptophyta, Magnoliopsida, Malvales, Malvaceae. The record is from RefSeq and is a predicted model, not a curated record.
CCCCCAUUUGGUUUGUAACUCACUCUGCCUUGCGGCCUGUACAGCUCCGCUUUGUCACCUUCUCUCUCGGGCUAAAAACCAAGCUGAGUGCUUUAUAAAGUUUCUAUUUUUCCUCAGUGUCAACGGAGUGUGAGUGAGAGAGGCAAAAGCAAGAUAGUAAUGGCUCCAAGAGGACGUUCAAGAAAGAGGUCUAAUACAAGAAUGGCUGCAGCCACUGAUGCAAUGAAGCCAUUUGGAUUCCCUAACAACUUGGUUGUCAAAACCAUCAAGGAACUCCUAAACGUGUAUGGGGAAGAAGGGUGGCCCUUCAUUGAGGAUGCUGCUUACAAGGUUCUGAUAGAAGCUAUACUUGAAAAGGACAACGGAGGAGAAACAAGUCAUUCCAAGGAACCAGCUGCUGAGACUUCUGGUGGGACUCUUGCACUCGCAUGCUCUGAUGUGAACCCUCCCAACACCGCAUUGCAGAUCAGCAAUGACUUGGACCCUGCAUCAGAGACUUCUGGCGGGACUCUUGCACUUGCAUGCUCUGAUGUAAACCGUCCCAACACCGCAUUGCAGAUCGGCAAUGACUUGGACCCUGCAUCAGAGACUUGUGGUUGGACUCUUGCACUUGCAUGCUCUGAUGUGAAUCCUCCCAACACCGCAUUGCAGAUCAGCAAUGGCUUGGACCCUGCAUCAGAGACUAAUGAGGCUUUGGGCACUGCAAACCUGUCAAAUGAAUCUGUCGAAGCCGGAGGCCCCGAGAGAGAUCCUAUUCAGCAUCCUGGGAGCACUAGCCACUCUACUCCAUCUCUUACUCAUACCCCACCAAUGCCAGAGAGCAAUUCAACUAGGCAACGCAGGCCUUACUAUGGCUGGAUCUGCAGUGAUGAUGAGGAGGAUCUUGUGGAGCUAACACCAGGGCCAUUAGCUGAAGAAAUGGAAAACUUGCUUUUAAGUCUCAGGGGACAGAGAGAGAGAAAGCAAAGGUGGAAUGUAAAACCUGAGGAUAUCUGAACUCUUUUCAGCUGUAAAUUCUCUAGCAAAAUAGGUAUAUAUUUACUGGGAUUUGGCUUAAAACUCUGCUUAUGGAAAUUCCCAAUGGAAGAAUAUUCAUUCAUGAUGUAUAUCGAAUGUAAUCUUGUCAACAAUCAGAUGAAAUCCAAUUCCAUUUUUCGGUUCA